CACUAAGUGACACUCAAUUGCAUUGAAAGGCAGUGUGCAAAGUGCCAAAAAUGGCCGUUUGCUGAGUUCAUGUGUAAAUUACAUCACCGUUUGUAAAUGAAUCUAAGAAAAUGGCUUCAUCUAAGAGUAUUUAUAGGAUUUAUUUCUACUUCCAGGUAAUUUUGUGCCCCUCAAUAAGAAGGUGGAAUGGAGAGGAAGUUAUGAAGACUUUGUGUCCCAGCUGGAGGAUUCCGAGUUGGACCCAAAUUAUACAGACUUUAUAGUUCCGAUAUUUGUUUGUAGGGUGCUGCACACAUUGCCAGAGCAGGAGAUGCAACAAAUUACAACUUUUUUUAAAAACUGCAGAGACCUCACAGGUGUUUUCCCAAUCGUUGUUCUCACCUUCAAAACCAGUGGGAAUUAUUCUGAAGCUGAAAAGAUGUUUAAAUGUUUGGGGGCAGAGGUGGUUGUGGCAGUGGAGAAUUACUCUGAAGAGGAUCAGAUACAGACACUGGAGAGAAGUAGAGAUUUCCUCAACCUCAUUAAAUCUGCUUUGGAUAAUGUCACAUUCCGUAUGGGGAACCCAAGGAACCCAAGGGAAGAACGUAUAAAGAGAAAGAAAUUCCUGCUAAGAUAUGUCCAUGAUAUUGACAUGGAAGAAAAAAGGAAACAAGAGGAGUAUAGGAGAAGAUUUAUGGAUAGGAAACGAUUUGAGGCUAGGAGAAGUUUUUUUGCUAGGAAAAGAGAGGAGGCUAUGAGAAAAAGAGAGGCUAGAAAAGAGGAGGAAGCUAGGAAUAGAGCAGAGGAGGCUAGGAGGAGAGAAGAAGAGGCUAGGGAAAGAGAGGUGGCUAGGAGGAGACAAGAGGAGGCUAGGGAAAGAGGAGGCUAG
Molecule: messenger RNA, 868 nt
Organism: Xenopus tropicalis (tropical clawed frog)
Lineage: Eukaryota; Metazoa; Chordata; Amphibia; Anura; Pipidae
Product: vicilin-like seed storage protein At2g18540
Exons: 3
Coding region: 311-868 (185 amino acids)
Source: RefSeq, a predicted model, not a curated record